Messenger RNA from Penicillium alfredii, 639 nucleotides. RefSeq lists its product as uncharacterized. The transcript has a single exon. Gene Ontology annotation, biological process: negative regulation of protein kinase activity. NCBI's taxonomy places the organism in Eukaryota, Fungi, Ascomycota, Eurotiomycetes, Eurotiales, Aspergillaceae. The coding region runs from base 1 to 639 and encodes 212 amino acids. Gene Ontology annotation, molecular function: protein kinase binding; double-stranded RNA binding; protein kinase inhibitor activity. The record is from RefSeq and is a predicted model, not a curated record. Gene Ontology annotation, cellular component: nucleolus.
AUGUCCGAACCCGGCCCCGAAUCAAUCCCAACCAGCGCCGACCCGCGCAGCAAACGCCCCGUCAAGCGGCGCGCCAUCACCCCACACUCCGAACAAGCAACCCAGAUCAACACGCUCUUCCGCGACCCAAGCAAAGAAGUCCAGCUGCCACAAUCCUCGACCGCGCGCACAAGCGGGUCACUCGCGCCGCCACCCGAGAUCGUCGCCAACGUCCAGGGCUCGUCGGCAGGCGCGGGCUCGGGCGAGUUCCACGUGUACAAGGCGAGCCGGCGGCGCGAGUACGAGCGGCUGCGGCUGAUGGAAGCCGAGGUGGAUCGCGAGAAGGGCAACAGUAGCUGGGAGAAAGAGCGCGAGGACGCCAAGCGCAAGGACGACGAGAAGACGGAUAAGAAUCGGCGGAAGCGUGAGAAGCGGCGGGCGGCGAAGGGGAAUAAUGCGAAGAAGGGCGGCGCCGCUGCUGGUGGUGGUGAUGCGAAUGCGAAGGCGGAUAAGGCUAUGGAUGUUGAUCCGGCUUCCUCGGGCAAGGGAGGUAAUGCGCCGGGCCGGGGUGACAAUGCGAAGAAGGAUCAGGACCAGUCGGCUGCUGCGGAUGGAGAGACGCAGGAAGUCCCCGGUGUCAUUAUCCAUGAUGAGGAUUGA